Messenger RNA from Mobula hypostoma (lesser devil ray), 941 nucleotides. Its product is annotated as putative potassium channel regulatory protein. The coding region runs from base 1 to 831 and encodes 276 amino acids. Gene Ontology annotation, molecular function: protein binding. Gene Ontology annotation, cellular component: endoplasmic reticulum. The transcript has 2 exons. The record is from RefSeq and is a predicted model, not a curated record. Gene Ontology annotation, biological process: negative regulation of delayed rectifier potassium channel activity; protein homooligomerization. Lineage: Eukaryota; Metazoa; Chordata; Chondrichthyes; Myliobatiformes; Myliobatidae.
AUGAAUAAGGCAGAGGUUGUGAUUCUGAAUGUUGGGGGUAUGAAGUACUCCACAUCUGCAGGCACCCUCAAGAGGUACCACGAUUCCAGGUUAGCACAUGCGUUAGAAGGAGGUGAUCCCGAUUUCCGAAUAAUCAACGGACAAAUUUUCAUUGACAGGGAUGGCAGUCUGUUUCGGUACAUUCUGGAUUUCUUGAGAACUCGACAGCUCGAUCUCCCUUCUGCAUUCUCGGAUCACGACAGGCUGGUGAGGGAGGCGGAAUUCUACAAUUUGCCUUUCUUGGUUGAACUUGUCAAACAGGAUCGGCUGAAACAAAUGUUGGAGAUCUUGGAGGUGAGAUACUCCCUGCAGGAAACCCACUCCUUCUUCAGAGUUUUCUGUUCCUGUAAUAGUACUAUUGAAUCAUUGGCUGGACGUAUUGUAGUGUUUGCAGAACAGCCUGGCCAGAACUGGAAUCAUUCCUCAGUUCCGAGACCCUUGGUUUUGAUUCCAUUGCAGAGACCUUCUCACCACGAUCUCGUCUUUCAAUGUGGAACUGACUAUUCAGUUGGAGACGAGCUCUCAACAAGGUAUGUGUCUAUCCAACCAGAUGAAAGAAAACUUACCAAUGGCUCUAAUGUCCUGGGAUUACUCAUAGGUACUUUACUGAGGGAAGGUUUUUGUCUUAUAAGCACGAGGACAGUCUCUCCCACUGAGAAGAUUGAAUGCUACACAUUCGAACGAAACAGAAGAACUGAGUAUCUUGGUGCAUCUAAUGGGCAGGGAGGAGCAAGUACCAACAUAGUUCGUUUUCAAGCAGAAAAGCCACAGAACAGGAGGUACAACAUAUAGGAACUAUUAAUGAGUUGGAGAACAGAUUGCAACAGGACCUAUUUUCUUAAACAUGACAAGAUUAACUUUUUUUGGCUUAGGUAAUGCCUUGGAAGCCAAAAUUAACACAA